AUGGAAGCCACGGCGCGUCGACAGCAUGCAUACAUGACGAUCUUCGCAAUCUGGAAACUACACGUGGACACACGGAGAAAAGGCCUCCAAGUUCUUAUCUUAGUAAUUUAUUGGCUGUUAGCUGUGGCUUCCGUUUACUCACGCAACUUUGAGGAUGUAUGUCGUAACAUCAUCAAUCUCUCCCCCAAAUUUGACCAAGGAUUCAGCACAGAAAUUACGACUAAAGGGUUUGUUUGCAACAUCUGUUCGCAGACUGCUCCCCACUUUCCAUUCCUCUUAUUACUUGCACCCCGUCUCCUCGUUUCAGCACGACAACAAGCUAUGGGUUCCAUCCAAGAGGACGUCAAUGAUGCGAUCAAAAACGGGGCACUUGACGACAUUGUGAGCUUUGCAGAGCUUCACAAGCGCAGACAGAACUUCGAGGCACAAUGGGAGCUGCUACCCGACAUUCACCAUCGUGGACGACUCGCUUUCGACACUGCCGUCGACGUAGACGUCCCGGAGUCGAUCAAAGCAGGAGUACCAGUAGUUUCUGUCCUGCAGCGGGUGCUCGAUGCUAUUGGAGUACUUUACGACGAAAACACACGUCGCAACGCAGAGUCAGUCCCAAAACGCGAAAGCACUCCCGAGCACGAGUCUCUGGUGAAAGACGCGACACCCUCUGAGCGACCUGAAGACAAAAACGAGCAGCCACGCGAGCAGUCACAUGAGAUAGAAGAAAUCAUAGAAUCGAGAGAGUUAUUAGACUGUGAUGAGCCAGAGAGCUCGGAGGAACAGGUCUACGAAUCCGAGUCAGACUACGGAAAGCCCUUAAAAGGAAAGGGCAAGCUCAAGAGAGGCAGAAAGAAGACGAAAGACAGCGAUGCCACCAGAAUUAACAUUGCAGUGGCAGCCAGGCAAAAGAGAAUGUGUCUGAAUCACGGCACACCCGAUCGCGAUGCGAAGAACCCGAAGCGCCACCUUUUUGGUCCGAGUUCCGAAUUGGGAGACGCCAGCGCUACGCUUUCACAGACACCCUCAUCACCCACAGCCAAGAGCAAAACACUGCAAACCACCGUAGCAGCAUCUUCACGUUCUCGCGCUCACAGCAGAUUAUCGGUGCAAGCCAAAGUUGCACCUAGCAAACCGCCCGCUUACUUACCAUCUUCGACGAACGACAGCAUAAAUCCCGCCGAGCCACCAAGUCUCGUCGUCAAACUCAAGAUCCACAAAGCGUCUGCGCCCAAUCCAGUACACGUCUCAAGACCCAAUUACCAUCCCAAACGCGUACGUCCAAGAAAGCGCAAGGGUGAAUUCAAGAGUGCGGAAGUUGUAGACUCAGAUAACGAGUACGACGUUAUGAAGGAAGAGGUCCCCACCAAGAGUGCCAAGGAGAUAAAGCGAGCGACGCGCAAGACUACCAGCAAGACUAUGAGCAAGAUCAAGACACUUGUCUUUGGCAGGAAGGAAGAAGAGGCAGUGAAUGGAGACAAGAACGCCGAUGUUGAAAUGGCCAAUCCGGAAACCAGCUCCAGGAACGGUACGACGCGUGAGACCCGGCAAAUGCGAAGCGGAAUGACAACACGUGGAAAGCAACCUACUAACACCUCCAAGGCCAAACAAGAUACGAGGAAGCCCAAAUCACCAAUGCAGCCAGACACGAAGGUACCAAAAAAAGUUCCAGGACCUCCAAAGCCGAAGCAAAAUGCCACAAGACGUCCCCGACGAGGUGCCAUGUCUUCACCGUUUGAGCUCUUCGAGCCGCUUGCCCCAGAGACUGCCACACCGGCACAAGAAGACGCCCCCUCAAAUCCAUCCUCAGACUCGGCCGUCAUACCAAACAGCCCUUUGCCUCCGCUCAUUGCUACUUCACCUGGUCCACGCUCAAAGUCUCCAUCAUCUCCCUCAAAAAACGAGACGCCAUCCAUCGCCUCUCCAACAGCCCCAACCACCCUCACAUCCCGAUCCUUCGCACCAUUUCCCCCACUCUCUCCCCGGGCCCUUACCUCCUUCACCCGCGGCGCCCGCAUCGCGCUCGAAAACAUUCUCUCCGACCACCAAUCCGAGCCGCUAACCAGCCUCAUUGACCUAAUCGAAGAACUAGACGACACACGACCGAUCGUAAACGACUGGGAGCAUGUUACGGUUAUGAAGGGCGGGUGUUGGGUGUACCAGGUUAUGAGGGAUGUGUGGGAGGGGGUUGUGGAUGAGGAUGAUGAAGAGGAGAUGGAGGUGGAUGUUAAUAUUGAGGAGGUGGUGGGGAGGAUUGGGGGGUGGGUUGAUAGGGAGGUGGGGAGGUUGGGUGGGGAUGGUGAGGGGGAGUAGGAUGGGAGAGGAAUAGAUACAAGGCUCGUGGAGGAG
Molecule: messenger RNA, 2340 nt
Organism: Alternaria rosae
Lineage: Eukaryota; Fungi; Ascomycota; Dothideomycetes; Pleosporales; Pleosporaceae
Exons: 3
Coding region: 1-2304 (767 amino acids)
Source: RefSeq, a predicted model, not a curated record